AUGCUCCGCCACCCGUCGGCACCGCCGCUCCUGCUGCUCUGCCUCCUACUAGCUCUCUCCUGUCGCGGCUCGCCUCCGCUGCACCCGCGGCUCGGGACUGCUCCGAACCAUGCUGCUACCUCGUGUGCUGUCGCGAUCGUCGCGGCAGCAAGCGCAGUCCCCGCGAGUCAGAAUCUCUUUGCGACAUUUGAGGCGCCGCAAAAGUCGGCAGCAAGCGAAGCCCCAGCGGGUCAGGUCCCCUUUGCGGGCCUGGAGGAGGGCGGGGGAGAAGGGGAAGCGCAGCAGGUAGUGGGGCGCGUGGAUGCGAUAGAGGCGGAACUGGCGCAGGCGGAAGGGGGAGUCGGGGCGGAAAGGGGAGCGGAAAGGGAAGGGAAGGCGGAAAGUAGAGGGAGAAUAGAGGCAGACAGAGGUGAAAGUGGGGAGGCGGAAGGGGGAGGGGAAGGGGAGGACGAAGGCGGACGGGGUGAGAGCGAGCAGGGACCGCAGGCAGCAGGGGGGGGGCAGCGCGCAAAUCUUCCCCCCUCCCCCUUCCCCCAGUCCCGCGGCCCGCUCCCCCCGUCGUGGAUGCCCGUGCCCGCGCGGCGCCUGGGGUGGGCGGCGCAGAGCGCGGCGCUCCCCGUGAUCGCGCUGGACCUCUUCAACACGCACCUCCGCGCGCCCCUCCACAUGCGCUGCCACGGCCGCGCCUGCCCCGCCUUCUCCCCGUGCGGGGACACCUUCGGGAACAUCGCCGCCUGCUGGAACCCCGAGCUCUCCGCGGAUCGGCGGAUGAACAUGCGCGCGCCCGUCAACUGCCCGCGCGUGCAGGGGGGCUGGCGGAACGCGACGUGCGCGCACGCGGAAGACCUGGACGCGAGGGACGCGGUGGCCUUCCAGGCGUUCCGAGUGCACCACGUGUUUGUGUCCAACCUCGGGUUUGUCUUCAACCGCACGCACCGCUUCGUGCGCAACGGCUGUGGGGCGUACCAGAAGUUCUCCUUCCCCCCGUCAGCUAGAGUGCGCAAGCUAGGCCGUGCCAUCAACUGGGCGCACGUGGCAGGUCUAGCUUUCUUCCACAUGCUCACGGAGGCCAUGCCGCAGCUCUACAACCUCGCGCCCCUCCUGCCCUCCUUCCACCGCGGCCUCCGCCUCCCUCUCCUCGCCUCACCCAAGCAGGUGCAGGUGUGGGACGAGCUGAUGGCGCCUCUAGUGGGCAUAGCCAGGGACGACGUGGAUCUCAUAGUGCCGCCUGAUGGCCACCUCGUGUUUGUGCGCACACUUGUAGAGGUGAGAAGGGAAGGGGCAGGCCCUUGUUCUUUUGUGCAUAGCCAGGUGCUGUUCUCAAAGAGCAUAGCCAGUGACGACGUGGAUCUUACAGUGCCGCCGGACGGCCACCUCGUGUUCAUGCGCACACUCACGGAGCCAUCCCGGCAGUACUGCGGGGUGCCGGCGCGGGGACUAUGGCACAGCCUGCGGCGGCAGCACCUGCUGCACCCGCAGGGCCUCCCCAUCUUCCACCGCAACUGGACGCAGAGAAACCUCACCCCCCUCACCGAUGACCAAAUGGCGCUGCUGCCCGCCGACUGGGUGGUGCUGCUGGUGCGGCGGCCGGGCAAGGAGAGGGUGAUGGAGAGAGAGGGCGACCUGGAGGGCAGCAUGAGGCGCGUCUUUGGCGACCGCCUGGUGGUCUACGGCAACUCGCUGCCCAUCCUGCAAGCCCGGGCACUGUUCCGGAGGGCGCGGCUGGUGGUGGCGGUGCACGGGGCGGGCCUCUCCCACACCAUCUUCAUGCCCUCCAAUGCGUCCGUGCUCGAGAUUCGCCCUCGGGAUUACCACAACACGUGCUACCACCAUCUUGCAGAAGCCUGCGAUGUCAAUUACUAUCUGAUGCUGGGAGAAGGGAAUAAGAAAGGCACUGUAAAGGCGGAUUUAGGGGAGGUUAUGGGGUUAGUAGAGACAAUAGCUUCUGGCUGGAAGGAUGAACCAGGCUAG
Messenger RNA from Closterium sp. Naga37s-1, 1971 nucleotides. Lineage: Eukaryota; Viridiplantae; Streptophyta; Zygnematophyceae; Desmidiales; Closteriaceae. The record is from the annotation of a GenBank genome assembly.